UGCUCUCUGUUCCGCUUGCCUGCUGCCUUUGAAGCUCGGCAGCUCUCCUCGUAGACGUGUGCCUUCACACCUUGCCUGCUUGUAAUUAUCCUUCCUUGUAUUAUGUGGCUUACCCCCUCUUAAAAACAACUGAUGUCUUGUGUGACGUCCUGAGCCCUGUACUAGUUCCAUUGCCUUUUCCUCACUAUGACCUACAGUGUAACCAUCACCAUGUGCUGUGGUGUGAUGUCGGUUUUUUCCCCGCUAAUGACAAAGCUCUUACCCUGCUUGGCUAAAAAAACGAACAAAAAAAACAGACGAGAUUUUUUGAGGCCGCCACAGAAGGAAGUAGAAAGUCUGCACAUCCUCUUUUCAGUUAGGGUGAGAAGUUGGAGCUGAUCUGUUGAGCAAUGAUCCCCGCUGGGCUUCAGUAAACAGAGGGGUGUUAAUAUGUGAUGAAUGCUGCAGUGUUCACCGGAGCCUGGGGAGGCACAGUUCACAAGUCAGACACCUGACACACACGCCGUGGCCUCCUACUCAGUUACAGAUGGUGCAGACACUCUACAACAAUGGGGCCAACUCCAUCUGGGAGCACACCCUGCUGGACCCAGCCUCCAUCAUGAGCGGGAAGAGGAAGGCCAACCCGCAGGACAAAGUCCACCCGAACAAGGCAGAGUUCAUCAAGGCUAAAUAUCAGAUGUUGGCCUUCGUCCAUCGGAUGCCCUGUAGAGAUGAAGACAGCUGCACAGCUAAGGACUUGAGCAAGCAACUGCACUCGAGUGUGCGCACUGGCAAUCUGGAGACCUGCCUACGGUUGCUGUCACUGGGAGCUCAGGCCAACUUCUUCCACCCGGAGAAAGGCAACACGCCACUGCAUGUGGCGGCCAAAGCCGGGCAGUUGUCUCAGGGCGAGUUGCUCACCGUGUACGGGGCUGACCCGGGCGCGCCCGACACCAACGGCUACACGCCCAUCGACUAUGCAAGGCAAGCUGGACACCAUGACCUAGCAGACCGAUUAGUGGAGAUCCAGUAUGAGCUCACAGACAGACUGGCCUUCUACUUAUGUGGCAGGAAGCCAGAUCACAAGAAUGGCGAACACUUCAUUAUACCUCAACUGGCCGACAGGAACAUUAGUGUGGAUUUGUCAGAGUUGGCGAAAGCGGCGAAGAAGAAGCUGCAGUCGCUCAGUAAUCAUCUGUUUGAGGAGCUGGCGAUGGACGUGUAUGACGAAGUGGACAGGCGUGAAACAGAUGCCGUUUGGCUCACGACCCAGAACCACAGCACCUUGGUAACGGAGACAACAGUCGUGCCUUUCCUUCCUGUCAACCCAGAGUACUCAUCAACGCGAAACCAGGGACGGCAGAAACUCGCCCGGUUCAACGCGCACGAAUUUGCUACUCUCGUCAUCGACAUACUGAGCGAUGCCAAGCGCAGGCAACUGGGAAAAUCUGUCACAAGCCCAAGAGUCGAUAAUGUCGAACUCAUCCUGAAGAGUGUGAGCAGUUGUCCGGUGGACGACCGGCAGGAUAACGACCAGCCAGACUACGACAGCGUGGCCUCUGAUGAGGACCUGGAUCUAGAGCCAUCGGGGAAGAACGAUCGGGCUAAGAGUCUGGACUCUGACCUGUCGGACAGCCCUGUGUCCGUACAGGAGUUCCAGGAUGUGAAGAGCGCGCUGGCCGCCUCCGAGGCCAAGAUCCAGCAGCUGAUGAAGGUCAACAGCAACCUGAGCGACGAGCUGCGCCACAUGCAGAAAAAGCUUCAGUCUCUGCAGUGCGAGAACUCCUCUCUCAGGCGCCAGGGCCCCGUCCACUCCUAUCAGGCCCCGGGCGGGCCCGACUACCCCUCCUCCUCCUCCUGCCUUCCUCAUCCCCCCUCCUCCUUCUUCUCCUCUUCCUCCUCCUCCUGCACCACCGCCACUUCUUCCUCUUCCUCCUCUGCCCUGAAACACCGUCCGUCCGUGCGCGGCAGCCGGCCCAUGUCUAUGUACGAGACAGGCUCCGGUCUGAAGCCUUACCUCCCCCGGGGGGAAACCCCCUACCCCGAGGACCUCCUCCCCACCCUGCAGCACUUCCCUCCUCAUACUUCCAAGAUGGAGAAGCAGAGCAGUGUCCUGGACGGUGACUAUGACAACACGCUCAAUGAUGCCGAUCUGGAGGAUAGUGGGGCUGCUAGGAGGGGCAGGUUGAGGAGCAGUGGCUGGUUGGGAGAGACGGGCUCCAUCCCGGAGUUGAACGACCUGGAGGCCGAGUGCGACCCCAGCCUGCCCAGCACCGAGGACGUCAUCCGCAAGACGGAGCAGAUCACCAAGAACAUCCAGGAGCUGCUACGUGCCGCCCAGGAGAACAAGCAUGACAGUUUUGUACCCUGCGCAGAAAGAAUUCAUGUGGCUGUGAGCGAGAUGGCGGCUCUCUUUCCCAAGAAGCCGCGCUCGGAGAUGGUGCGAAUCGCCCUGCGUCUGCUGACCUCCAGCGCCCAGCGGCUGCAGAGCGAGUGCCGGAAGGCGGUGCCGGCCGAGGGCGGACCGAGUCCCGAUAUGCAGCUGGUGACUCAACAGGUCAUCCAGUGCGCCUACGACAUCGCCAAGGCUGCCAAACAACUCGUGACCAUCACAACCAAAGAGAACAGCAACUGAAGCCCACCCCCCCCCCCACUCCCAACCAAAUUCCCUUCCAUUGGCAGCGUCGGACCACACCCCUCUCCCGCUUCAGCUGUGAGGCGUAGCCAGCACCUUAUACUCCCUGCCCCCAAGACUCCAUCUCUGCCCCCAGUGGAUUAUCUCUGUUCAUCAUGUCUGCUUGUUUGUUUUUUUACAAAUAUAAUAUCCUUGUUUUGUAUUUUCUAUUACUAUUUGAAGCAUACGCAUGAUGCUAUUGGCUUUUUUUUUUUACUUUGAAAUAUUGUGAAUAUAAUAUAUUAUUGUAUAGGAAGACAAUUCCUGGUGGAUUCCUUGCCAAUAAGCCAUAGGACAAGGCUUGCUUUGCCCUUGCAGGGUGCUGAGACUGAGGGAUCCUGCUUUGAGGCAGAGUAUGUUUUAGAACGGCAAUGAUACAGUAUGUGUGAUUAAGUGGGGCAGGUUGCAUGGUUGAUUCAGAAACAGGUUGGCAACCUUUUCUUAUGAAGUAUGUUCGCAGAAAGGACACCCAAACCUUUUGCACUAAAUGAUAUAGGCGCUCAGUCUUGCAGUAGGCUAUGAUGCGAUUUCAAGGUAAAGAUGAAAUUAUAUAUGACUUAGGCCCAAAACUAUAGUCAAACAACUAGUGAAUGUCCUAACUUAAUGAAAACCAGAGGUUUCCCUUAUUGAAAGAAUGUAGAAAUAAUGAUCUCCACAUCGUCACUUAAACACACGUAAACAACACAAAAAAGAAAUUCUAUUACAGUAUCCCUCCCACUGCUAGCUAGAAGCUAGCCUCAGUUUCAUGAAGUUUUGAUUAAUUAAUUCUUCUUUAAAUUUCACAUCAUAUCCCGAUCCCUGACACUUUCCAGGAGUUUUGAAAUAUCACAUAGGAGGCUGCCAGACUGAUGCAACUCAAAGCUUAUAUACCUCAUCUACCCCUAUGCGCCAGACAUCCAUAUAGCAGUGAUUUACAUCCCUCUAGUAGUAUUUAAAGAAUGUAGUUCAGAAGUUAUUUAAUAAUGGUGGUUUCAUUGAUGUAAUAGUAACCUUUUUAUCAGGUAUGUGAAACGUUAUUACUGCCAACCCAUGUUCGACUAGCGAAUGAUGGAAGCCAUUUUUCCAACCCCAUUUUCCUACAACUUUGCAAAAGCAUUCUGAACCUUGUACAAAUAUAAAGUUCCAUUGUAAAGCACUUAUUGCAGAGAUUAAUAUAUCACAUUAAAAGUAUACAUGCAGGGACUAUCUAGCUGUUACUCCUACCAGCAAAUACAGUGUGCUUCUACUGAAUAGUAGUUUAUGUUUGAUUUUUAUAAUUGUAUUAUUCUUAUUAUGAUUUUUAAAAGAUGCCAGCAUAAGGCACACUGUUGUACCUGCUAGUACUCUGUCCUGUCCUGCUUGUAUGUUGUUCAGUAAUAGUGCCUAGGUCAUAAAAUCCUGAUCCAUGUUAGUUUAAAGAGUCUUGUGAUAUUGCAGUGCAAAAGAGAGGCUGGCUUAAGACAGGGAUGUCUGGCUUGUGUGUAGUUACAUGAUUUAUUAGCCAAGUUCAUUAGUUGCAUUUGAAUGGUACCACAGGUUGUAUAUGCAAAGGCUGGAGAAUGGACUAUCAGGAGACCUGGCCAUCCUUGGCAGUAAAAGUUAUAAGAAUGUCCAUGAUGGAAUGCAGAUGGAUGAGAGGUAAUACAUUUUUUACACAGUCUGUCUGAGGUCAUUCUAUCCUGCCUCUUUUAUUCUGGUCUACACAAAGGGAUCAUUGUCAUGUAAAUGCAGGUAUCUGCAGAACAAACAAGAACACCUGCCUUUUAUUUUUCAAAUAAACUUAAUUUAUAACUGUA
Messenger RNA from Clupea harengus (Atlantic herring), 4428 nucleotides. RefSeq names its product G protein-coupled receptor kinase interacting ArfGAP 2a (gene git2a). Lineage: Eukaryota; Metazoa; Chordata; Actinopteri; Clupeiformes; Clupeidae. Gene Ontology annotation, cellular component: synapse. The record is from RefSeq and is a predicted model, not a curated record. The transcript has 20 exons. The coding region runs from base 527 to 2614 and encodes 695 amino acids. Gene Ontology annotation, biological process: brain development; regulation of G protein-coupled receptor signaling pathway; synaptic vesicle recycling. Gene Ontology annotation, molecular function: GTPase activator activity; small GTPase binding.